AUGGCUGAGGAAAAUUCUGGAAUCUUCACUCUGGCCAAAAACAAAGUUCUUCGUAUGGAAGCUUCUCGACCAGAGAACGUUCCUCUCGAUUUGCCCACAUAUGCUACGUUGUGGGAUAUAGACAUUACAAAAAAUAUCUUGUUUUACUUAGCGCCACAGACUGAAUGCCAGGCAGUACGUAUAUCCAACGGUCAAGUACCUUCAAAUCGUAGUGGUUUUAAGUUCGGUGAAGUAGCUGUGGAUUCGCCAGAUAGUAUAACUUUCUAUCCUGUGGCCAGCCAAGUACAUCAAGGAGAUACCUCAUAUUACUUUCCGUCCACUGAAGUUCUUUUGAGAGCAGAUGCAAGCGGUUUAUACUCAAUCCAUCCAUGGAUUUAUUCAAAUGGUAAAACUGAGGAGGAUAAGAAAACAUCAAGGACAAUAAGGCUUAAAAAGCUACUACUUUUAACAUCAAGCCCAUACUGCAAUAUUGUUGUCUCGCAACUGGACAGUGUUCCCUCAUUCAACCAAAUUUUUGUCGUUGGGGAAAACGGACAGAUUGUUGAUGAUUAUUUUUUCAAAUCAAUGAAGAUAUAUUCUGACAAAAGCUAUAACAAAUUGAUUAUUAAUGGCUAUUUGGAAAAAUACAAAAUCAUAGAAGACAGUUUUUGCUCUUACUUCAAAGAACCUCUGCAUGUUGUUUCCAGUUUAUCAUCUUAUGCUAUAACUAAAAAGAAGGGAGUUAGUUCUGAUUUCAUAUUAUAUACAUUUGAUAAGAUCUCAGAUUGUGAAGUCGUCAAAAAAUUUAGCUAUUCCUUCGGUGUACAAGUGCUUAAUCCUUUGGAAUGCCCAUGGAUGCGGUUAUGCUUCCGAGGUGCUGAAGUAACAUCUGUUUGCUUUGAUGCUGAAAAAACAUUGGAUAUAUUACCAGCCUCACGAGUCUACAUUCCAACUCACAGCGAUGCUGCUCGACGCUUUGAUGUGGAAGGAAACACUCUGACGCAUUUUCAGAUCAGUUAUAACUAUAAAUUUAAAAAACUUACCAUUGGGUACGUAAUGAACGCUGAAGUUAUGAUGGUCCACGAAUCUAUGUAUCUUGACUGGCCAGAAUUCGACAAUGCUCGACUUUUCGUUAAUUUUGCGAAACAUCCUUCCUGCAUGGCACGUCUCACAGAGGACCCUGCUUAUUCUUCAUAUGAGCUACGUCACAGUAUUCGUCCACAUCAGUGCCUUUUUAUGAGUGGUUGUGAUGUAUUAAUUUCUCCUGAAGAAAAAACUAUACCAUGGAUUUGA
Messenger RNA from Auanema sp. JU1783, 1272 nucleotides. The record is from the annotation of a GenBank genome assembly. NCBI's taxonomy places the organism in Eukaryota, Metazoa, Nematoda, Chromadorea, Rhabditida, Rhabditidae.